Messenger RNA from Rotaria socialis, 3291 nucleotides. The record is from the annotation of a GenBank genome assembly. Lineage: Eukaryota; Metazoa; Rotifera; Eurotatoria; Philodinida; Philodinidae.
AUGGCCAAUAAAUCAUCUGAAGUUCUUAAUUAUUUCAAAUUAGAAUUAUUAAUUGAACGGUCACUCGUUUCACUCCGUCAUUUGUUUAAAAAUCGUUAUGCAUUAUUCAACAAUGGUCAAGUUUGGAAUGAUUCACCAACAUGUGGAAACAAUUAUGUAACCAAUGUGCUUGUGAAAAACAAGAAAAUUAAUUUAACACGUGUACAAAAGACAUCUGUUUCUAAUGGAAAUUCAGAUGAAUGGGAUGUUUCAACUCUAACUGCUCUUCUAUUAUAUAUUGAUCGUUCAAAAACAUUAAGCACAAACGAAAUACAACAACUUGAUCAGGAAGAUAAACUUUUGCAACAAUUAAGAGGCAUUCGAAAUAACAUAACUCACAGUCCAAAAAAAUCUGUUGAGGAUGCACAAUUCAAUCAAUUAUGGACUGAUUUAGCAGCAAUUCUGAUUGCGUUUGGCGAUGUUGGCACAGAAUUAGAUAAACUAAAAGAUGAUAGUGUGUUUGAAUCUCCUAAACAACCAGUAAAUGAAGAAAAUAUGAAAGAUGCAUUGCGUUUAAAUUCACUAGGUACACAAGCUCAUAAAGAUGGAAAGUAUUCUGAAGCAGUAACAUUCUUUAUUAAAGCAACAAUUUUACCAGAUGUUUCAAAUCAUGAUCGAGCCACUUUUUAUUCGAAUAUGGCCGCGAGUCGUUUAGCAUUACAUGAACAACAGAAAGCUUCUUUCAUCGAAUUUGAAUCUCUUGAUGCAGAAGAUGAACGAUAUCUUGCACUGCAAGAUGCUAAACAAGCAAGAAAUCUUUGGCCAACAUGGUGGAAGGUACAUUUUCGCGUUGGAAAAGUUCGUGCUGCUUUAGAUGAACAUAAAAAAGCAAUUAAUUCGUUUGAACGAGCAUUUGCACUUGAUCAUACGAAAAAGGAGAUACAAGAAGCAUUGGAUGAAAGUCGUAUAAUCUUAAGUCGACAAUCGCGACCAAAAUAUCUAGAUUCAACUCAGUUCACGAAAGCAAUUCCUGAAAUUUUGAAUGAACUACAACAAAAAUUGGGUACAGAUCCAGAAAUGGUGAGAAAAUAUCAUAGUUUAAUCGAGAAAAUAGAUUCAUCACGAGCUGACGUGUUGAAAGGACAUAAGUAUGCACUUGGAGAUAUUGAUGUUAAACAAGACUAUGAGCAAGCUGCUAAAUAUUUUGCUAAAGCAGUAGACCAAGGCAACGCCGAAGGAAUGUACAAUUUAGCUCGAUUAACUGAUUAUGGCUUAGGUGUAAAAAAAGACCAUAAUUUGGCUCUUAAACUACUUGAGCAAGCAGCCGCGCAACCACCACAAAAUUCCAUAUGUGAACAGUUUCCAAAUGUUGGUGUAGCCGAAUCUGAGCAUGCUUUAGGAGUUAGAUACUUCGAAGGCAUUGCCGUUCGCAAGGAUCUAUCAGUAGCUUUCUACUGGUAUCAACGUGCCACUGAUCAUGGGAGUGCCAUGGCUGCCAACAAUUUAGGUUCAAUGUAUCUAGAUGGUCUUGCUGUUGACAGAGAUCUUGAAAAAGCUGAGGAAUUAUUUGUAUUGGGAGCAAGAAGAGGAGAUCCACUUGCAAUGAUGACCUUAGCAGAACUUUUGUUGUCUAAAAAUAAUUUUCAAAUGGCAAAAAUUUGGUAUGAUCGAGCAUGUGAAUCAGGCAAUCUUGUAGCUCAAGAGAAUCGUGAUCAGUUUGCAAAACAAAUAGAAAAACGUCAACAAUUAAUAAGUGAAAGUUCAGGGAAUGAAUUGGAAGACGUUAAUGUAAUGCAAUAUUUCAUGGGCUUAUAUCAAGCUAAGCAUGCUCCAUCGGUAAUAUCUGAUCGUUCAUACUUAAAAGAUUAUACGAUGCUAAGUGAACAUGCCAAACGUGGUUCAAUAACGGCUAAACAACUUUGCGAUGCUGUGGGCCAUUUUGAACGCGCGCUAAACAUACUCUUGCGUUUUGAACGUUUAGCAGAAGAACAAGAAGACACUUUUGUCCAUGAACUUUCACAAUGCUAUCGUAUUGAAAAUAUUGUAGCUCAGAUUCCAUGUCAACUGCAUAAACGCGUUAGCGAAGUGGUUGAUCGAGUACUUUACCGAUGUACUAAAGAAUCGAAUUCUGUUGCUUCACAACUCGAUGAAGAUGUUCGAGUGUGUUACGUUACAUUACAUAUAAAUUCAUAUGAAUUAAUUGAUGAAUUUCUUCCUUUGUGUAAACAAAAGUAUCCAAAGUCAGUCUAUUUCUUCCUAACAAGCGGCGCAGUUAAUGGGUUUCUACGUCGGCUUGAAAUCGGUUUGUAUAAUAUUAACAAUGGACUUGAGAUAGAGCCAGACAAUUGCGAACUUUUGUACCAUAAAGCUGUUCUGUUGCGUCACUUAGGUAGAGAUAUCGAUGAAGCGAUCACAGCCUAUCAAAAAUUUCUCAGCGUUGCUCCAAAAGAUCAUCGCAAAGUUCCCGAAGUAUAUUAUGAAAUGGCUAUCUGCUAUAUGCUAGGUUAUACACCCGAUCUUGCAAUAGACAGGAUGAUGAAACUUUAUAUGGAAGGCAAACAGGCAGAGAAAUUGCAAUUGCCAUGUUUUUUGCCUUAUAAAUCAGAGAACAUUGCAUAUUUAAAGCCCAUGUGUGAUAUGGAAUUUAUACAAAAUAUAAAAUCAGUUCCUGAUAAUAAUCGAAAACAACAUCUUACUGAUCCUCAUAGAGUGGAAGUUAUUAGAAAGCAUCGUCAAUGGGAGGGAAAAGCAUUACAAGAAAAACAUAAUUCAGGUUAUACGGUUGUCUCCUCCACUCGCAAACCUCGAGUUAAACAACAAACAGCCAAAUCCUUAAUUGGCUUGAAUCCAAUUACAUUAAGAGAAAUAGAUGCAACAAAAGAUCAAGUUUAUAAUGGAUAUGUGCUUUCUGCAACAAUCAUUGAAGAAACAUACUCAUGGACUCCAUCAAUUCACCUAGUAAUUGAAGACGAAAAUUUUGAUUGUGAGCGAAUGCUCGUUUAUGGUUUUCCUAAAAAACAAGGCGAAUACUUGAUUAGUAAAUUGUACACUAUUGGAAGUAAAAUACAUAUUAUCAAUCCAUAUUUACGAAUAGGAGCCAAUGAUAUGAAGCCUACGAUUCGUGUUGAUGAAUUGUCUUCUGUUGUAAUGCAAAGUGAAUCUGAACGGAUAUUGAAUAUGUGCCGAUAUUGUUGCGAAGCAAAUGCAUCUAAGAUGUGUAGCAAAUGUCAUCAAGCUCAUUAUUGUUCAAAAGAAUGUCAAAUCAUGGGCUGGAAAUUAUAUCAGCAUAAACUUAUUUGUCAAAAUAAAUGA